UCUAUUGAACUCUCACGUCUGGCACCGUUAUCCGUGCUUGCCGCGUCGGUGGGGCAAACCGUCAUGAUAUUUAUAAACAGACGCUAGCCCGCGUUUGAGGGAGGAGGGGUGUUUUGUAAUGGUACAGACUGUAGGGCAAUGGGUGCGGUGCAGAAGCGAUACAGAGCAAGCGAAUGAAAGACUGCAUUAUUAAAGGGGAACAUUUUGGAAGACGUUUUUAAUAUAGUCUAUAAAUAUAUUAUAUGAAUGUAUUGUAGUAUUUUGGUACCCUUCUGGGAAUAGGUAGGUCAUUUUUUGUUGAUGUAAUUAAUACUGAAGAAAAAAAAGCGUUGUAAUAAACGUGUAUUUUUUUAAAAAUAUUUAUUUAGAGUGGUUUUUUUUUUAAAUACAAAAACGACGAAAAGAAAGCAGACACCCGCACGGAAAACAAGCCACUAAAAAAUAAAGGAAGGAGCCACGCAAAACAGUACCAGCAACCAGAAACCAGUAUACACUGCGAAACUGGUGUCUUUUUUGCUGUGAUAUAUAUUUUUUACACUUGAUUACCAAAAUAUUUUUUUUUCCCUCGCCGCACGAAACGGAUUUAAACACAAGAGACAUUUAAAUAUAUAUUAUAAGUAUUUGGUCGAUCGGAGAGUCGACGAGAGUCAGACGGGGAAGGGGGGUGCGCCUGAGAUUUUGUCGAGACCACUUCCAAAAAAGAAACCCACAGAAAAUAUAUAUAUUGCUCUCCAUCAACAAGGACAGACAAAACUGCCGAGGGGAGAAUUCUCAGUCGGUAGGUUUCUGAUUGGCUGAGCGGCGGUGGGAUCAGGGCGGGACGAUGAGUGAACUGGAACAGCUUCGCCAAGAAGCAGAGCAACUACGAAAUCAGAUCCGGGACGCCAGGAAAGCAUGUGGGGACUCAACUCUGACCCAGAUCACAGCUGGUUUGGACCCCGUGGGCAGAAUUCAGAUGAGGACACGACGCACCCUGAGGGGUCACCUGGCCAAAAUCUACGCCAUGCACUGGGGAACAGACUCCAGAUUGUUGGUCAGUGCCUCUCAGGAUGGCAAGCUCAUCAUCUGGGACAGUCAUACCACAAAUAAGGUCCACGCAAUCCCUCUGCGGUCGUCGUGGGUGAUGGACCUGGCGUACGCCCCCUCGGGCAACUACGUGGCGUGCGGAGGUCUGGAUAACAUCUGCUCCAUCUACAGCCUGAAGACCAGGGAGGGCAACGUGAGGGUCAGCAGGGAGCUCCCGGGACAUACAGGGUAUCUGUCUUGCUGUCGUUUUCUGGAUGACAAUCAGAUCAUUACCAGCUCGGGGGACACCACCUGUGCGCUGUGGGACAUCGAGACAGGCCAGCAGAGCACCACGUUCACGGGACACAGCGGGGACGUCAUGAGCCUGUCCCUGUCCCCCGACUUCAAGACCUUCAUCUCGGGGGCCUGCGACGCCUCCAUCAAGCUCUGGGACAUCCGGGACAGCAUGUGCCGGCAGACCUUCACUGGACACGAGUCCGACAUCAACGCAGUCUGCUUCUUCCCGAACGGGAACGCGUUUGCGACGGGCUCGGACGACGCGACGUGCCGCCUGUUUGACCUGCGCGCGGAUCAGGAGCUCAUGAUGUACUCGCACGACAACAUCAUCUGCGGGAUCACGUCCGUGUCCUUCUCCAAGAGCGGCCGCCUGCUGCUGGCAGGCUACGACGACUUCAACUGCAACCUGUGGGACUGCAUGAAGGGGGACCGCGCCGGAGUGCUGGCCGGUCAUGACAACAGAGUCAGCUGUUUGGGGGUCACUGACGACGGGAUGGCCGUGGCGACGGGAUCAUGGGACAGUUUUCUGAAAAUCUGGAAUUAAAAAAGGAAGAGGCAUGACGGACACACACACACACACACACACACACACGCGCGCGCGCGCACACACACCAUAACACACACACACACACACACACACACACACACACCAUACAGACAAACACACACACACACACACACACACACAUACAGACAAACACACACACACACCAUACAGACAAACACACACACACACCAUACACACAAGCACACACACACAUACACACAAGCACACAUACACACAAACACACACACACACACACACACACCAUACACACAAGCACACACACACACACCAUACACACAAACACACACACACACACACACACACCAUACACACAAACACACACCAUACACACAAACACACACACACACCAUACACACAAGCACACACUAUAGAGACAAGCAUACAGACAAACACACACACUAUACAAACCACACACACACCAUACAGACACACACACACACCAUACAGACACACACACACCAUACAGACAAACACACACACACCAUACAGACACACACACACACUAUACAGACAAGCACACACAC
This is a messenger RNA of Acipenser ruthenus (sterlet), 2394 nucleotides long. RefSeq names its product guanine nucleotide-binding protein G(I)/G(S)/G(T) subunit beta-2-like. Gene Ontology annotation, molecular function: protein binding; signaling receptor complex adaptor activity. Lineage: Eukaryota; Metazoa; Chordata; Actinopteri; Acipenseriformes; Acipenseridae. Gene Ontology annotation, biological process: G protein-coupled receptor signaling pathway. Gene Ontology annotation, cellular component: heterotrimeric G-protein complex; cytoplasm. The record is from RefSeq and is a predicted model, not a curated record.